AUGACGUCAGGUCGGAUCAGUGCAAUGUGUGACAGUGGCAUAUGUACAGACGUCUUAGUCCUGUUAGAUAAUCAUGAUGAAAGAGUGCACAGUAAUGUGGGAUUACAACUGAAUAAAAGAGAAAUCCAGGCUGUAAUACAGUAUGUGGCAACCUGGGCACAAAGGCAAUGUAUGUGCUGUUAUAAAGAUUUUAAGAAUAUAGAAAAGUUGAAUAAUUUGAUACAGACUGUAUUAAGAGUAGCUAUCCGUUUAAUACAAACAUUACCUUCUGAUAUACAAAAAGAAAUUGAUAAAGCUAAAGAUGAGGAAGAGAAGAAUGAGAGUAAUAAGGAAGAAAGAGAUAAACCUGAUGACAAGGAAGAAGAAGAGAAAGAAGAAGAGAUAAAUGUUGGUGAUAAUGAAUAUUGGACUGUGGAAGAAAAGGAAAAAUUAAUUCAGUUUAUUACGAAAGUGUUUUUGAUGAAUUUUCCUCUGUAUAUGGCAUACAAACAUUUUAUUCAUACAUCGUUAGAGGAAUUAUCAACACAUGAAACCAGUGCAUUAAAUAAUUACUGUGAAAUCUCAGAUCCCGAUGUACCAUUAUAUUUAUUACGUAAUGUUUGUUUCUUCUGUGAUACUAAUGGUAUACAAGCAUUGGAAAACUGUUUUGAAAAAGCCUCUCCUGAAACCUUACCAUUCAACUUCGCUCAUCUUUUGAUUCAUCUUAUAGCUAAUUUAAGAUUAUGGAUGAAUGUUCAAACUGUAAUGCAGUGUAUUAUACCAUUACGCUCAGCAGUUAUUAGAUAUGUGUGUAGUUUAUCUGAUAGAGAACUACGUAAUGCUGGUAGUAGAAAUAUGACAGAGUUAAUGUGGGCUGCUGUUAAAGAACCUUUAGAUAAUCCAUUUAGUUUUGAUAGAGAAGGAUUACAGCUUGGAUUUAAAUAUUUUACUUGUACAACUUUAACUAUAAGAUUGGCUGGUAUAGCGCAAAUAAAUAACCAGAUUAAUUUAUACAAUGAAAGUUGUAAUAAUGAAACAUUUAUUGAUGCUGAAAGUGUUGGAAAUGAGCUAGCCCAAUGGUUAAUAGAUAAUAAAAUAGUAGAACAUAUCUUUGGUCCAAAUCUUCAUGUUGAGAUAAUUAAACAGAGUCAGAUGAUAUUGAAUUUUCUGGCUAUGGAAGGAAGAAUAACUAAUGAACAUAUAGAUAGUAUUUGGGCUGCUAGUCAGUUAAAACAUUGUGGUAAACAAGUAUAUGAUAUAUUGAUACCAUUGAUUAAAAAUCUACAUGAUUUAAGUCCAGUCAGAUAUUUAUUAAAACUAGUAUCUAGUUUAGAUAUAUCAGCCCAUACUGAAUCGACAUUAUACCUAGCAUCAGCUUUGAUAAAAUGUAUAUGGAAUACAUGUGCUACAGGACAUACUCAUGGUGUAACCACACAACAAUUACAUCCACAAUUACAGUCAACCUACACAGCCUUACAGAGAGAGGAAAAUGAAAGUAAAGGAAGUAAACAUGUAGUCAGUAGCAGUGAAGAAUCAGAAGGCUAUGGUAACAGAAGAAUUCCUCCUAAAAAGUGUUGUAGUGGUAUGAAUUCUGAAGAUUUAGAACUUGGUGAAUGUUGUCCUCACCAACAUCAUCAUGCCCAUCACCAGCAUCUAAAACAUGGUGAACCCGGUGAAUCAGACAGUAGUUUAGAUGGUAAUAGUGAACUCAGUGUAGGAAGUGAAGAUAGUGGAUGUGAUGAGUCAGAUAUCAGACUUCAUCAUAAAAACUCCAAGUUCCGAUUGGAAUCGAAAGUUAAACUAGUGGAAGAAAGUGAUAGUGAAAUUGAAGUGUCAGAUUCUAGUGAAAGUCCAGAGAAAUUGAAAGAGAAACGUAAGGGUAAGCGUGUUCGUCAAAUAACAGUCAUGAGACUAGUGCGGAAUGAGAAUGUGGAUACCCAAAGUGAAGAGUCAUGUAUGGAUGAUUGUGAACAUUGUCAUGAUGAAGAUUUAGAGGAAGGUGACUCAGAAUUUAUGGAUUCAGAAGAAGAGAAAAUUGAUGAAGUAAAUCUUAUGUUAUUAAAACAAUGUGAACGUGAAAGUGAAGAAAGUUCGGAAUUUGAAGCAGAUGAAGAAAAAGUGAAGAAAUUACAAGAGAUACGUCGUCAGUAUGAAGCUCAGCAGUUGUUGAAUAAACAGCGUAAAGCUCGACAAGUCAUGUUACGCAGAGCUUUGAUACCAUCACAUGGUCGUGUAAGUCAGAGUGAUGAUGAUAAUCAACCGGGACCAUCAACAAAACGAGCAGACGACAAAAAAAUGGAGGAAACUAUAGAAAUAUCAGGUGAUAAAGACGCUGUUAGUGAUAUAGGUAAUCCAGAAAUUCAGCCUAAUCUAAAAAAACAAGAUUCCAUAACUUCAUCUCAGAAAUCAGAUGCUGUACUUCUUGAAGCUGCAGCUGAACUAGAAGCUUCAGUUGAUGCUAAUACAUCUGUUAGUAAAUCAGAACAGGAAGAAACAGAAAUCUAUGAUUGUAGAGAGGUUAUACAACAAUUACAACAAGCUCAACAUAAACAUAAACAUUUACACAGUGAUUUUUCUGAGGGUAUAAUGAGUCCAGAUGAGGGAAGCUGUCAUAGUUCACGUAUUAGUACUAAAUCAGAGAAAAACAUGGCUGAUUUUGAUGGGGAAGAAGGAUUAAGUGAAGAGGAAUUAGUACAGAUUAGUGCUAAUGCUCAUUAUAAUCAUCAACAAAUGCAUGAACAUUUAUCUUCUUUAUACACCACACAUGUACCAAGAGCUGUGAUUCACCAUAGACCUGUACAGAGAGAUAUAAUACCAUCUACUAGUCAAUUAGCUUGUUGUGAUGUUACAUUUGAUGAUGUUUGUACACGAGGGAACACUUUAUUAUGGGAUCUGGUACAAGAAGAUGUUGCUUAUUUGCUACCAGAAGGGCUGGCUGUGGAGGCAGAAAAGGCCUUGUUAAAUACAUUAGUAUGUGGUACAACCGAUAAGCGUAUUAAAUUAAAGUUUAUUGCUGCUUGUAUUGAAAAUGUUGCAAAUCAUAGAUCUGUUGUUAUAUCCUUACGUUUAUUACCAAGAAUUUUUAAUUCUAUACCGAGAUAUAGAAAUGGUUCGGUUACAAUGUGGGCUGAGAAUAAUUUGAAUAUGAUGGAUCAUUUCUUCAAUGAUCUAGUUUAUUAUACCAAUGCUGUUAAAGAGGGUCAAACGUCACCUAAUGCCUUAUAUUGUCAUAGAGAAGAAGUAUUAGUAAGAUUACAGUUUUUGAUAUGUGUCUUCUCAACUUAUGGUUCUCCAGAUAUCUUUAGACUAAGUGAAAGACAGGUAGAUAUCCUAUGGAAUUGUUUAGCUACAGAUGAAGAAUGUGCUGAUGAUUGUUUACAUUGGUUUCUAGAUCAGGCUAAAAGUAAAGAUUUUCAUGCAUUAGGUGUUGAAACAUUUAAACACAUAUUCCUAGAAAAGAUGCCACAAUUAGAGCCUGAAUCUACCAGUAUGAUCAGUUUAAAUUUAUUCCAACAAUUAUCACAUUUAGCAAGAUUUGCUAAUAAUACAUCAGAUAAACCAUUAUCAGAAGAUCAGGUAUCUGGUAUGGAUCAACUAUGGAAUAUAGCAUUACGUGCUAGAAAUAAAGAUGUAUCUAUGUCAGCUAUACAAUAUAUUAAUAAUUAUUAUAUUGGAUAUGGUAAUGGCUUAUUACAUAAAGAAGAAGAGUUUGUUAAAAGAUGUAUGAAAAGUUUAGUUGAAGCUUUAGGACGCGUCAGAGAGGAUGCUAAAGUAAGUCUUCUAGUCUUGCAGAAAGGUCUGACAUUAUUAAAGAAUCAUCUAGAAGCAUUUAGAAGACGUUACGCCUUCCAUCUACGUAACUGGCAGAUUGAUGGUUGUGGUAUUCACUCUCAUCAACAACAUAGAUUUGAAAAACAACCAUCCCCUAUCAGGAUACUCUUACAACCUGGUGGUAUGUCAGAUAAGACACAGUUAGAAAUGAUGACAACAGAUUUAGUGGCUGAAUUAAGAGCAGAAGUGACAAGAUGGUGGGAUGAUUUACAGAAACAGCAACAACAACAACGUCAACAGCUGGAAGGUAGUCAUGGUAUCCAGUUAUCACCUAUAUUAGGCUCUAUGUUACAUGAUGGUCCAAUUAGAAUGAUAACAUUAGGUCAAGAGUUAACAGUCGAUACAGAUGAAAAAACUAUUGGUGAAAUGCAGUUUAAAGAUUUACAGUUGGUAUUUGUAUCUGUUGGUGCCAGUAGACAACCAAAGAAAAUGGAUGGCUCUGUACCACCUGCUAGAGACAAGCUACCUAUGAUAUUGUUGUUACAAGAACCACAUUUUGAUAACCUUUUUAUGUUAUUAGAGCAACUGAGUAAUCUAGAUACAGACUUAGUUGAGAUGGAUUGUCAGGAGAUGAAUAGUCUACAGACUGAAGCCAGAAGAUUAUCUAGAAGUGUGUGGGAAUUAUUGAUGAUAUUACCUACAAGUGAGAAAUAUCUUGAUGGCUUUAAAAGCAUCAUGACUGAAAACAAUGAAAAAGAAGAAGGUAAACAAUGUGUUGAUUGGAAUAUAUUAUUACCACCCUCUAGUCCACAUAGAUUAUAUUAUUCUUUACAAAUAGUAGAAUAUUUAUCACAUAGAAGUAAACUACGUCGCAAAUCAGUGAUGAGAAGUGGUGGAGGUGAUGCGUUUGUUAAUGAAACAGAACAUCCUGAUAAUCAACAUCCUGAUAAUAUCUGGAGUUCAAAGUUUAUAUGUAAAGGAGGGUUAAGUCAUCUGUUUAAUAUCUUUAUGAAUGGUUCUCUUCAACCUAAAGAAGGUGAUGUUUGGAGUCAAUGGAAUCAAGAAUGUUUAGCCUAUUUAUUACGAUUGAUGAGUCAGUUUGCUGUGGGAUCAACUGAUGGUGAUACAGGCUUCGAUGAUGGAUCUUAUGAAAGUCCCAGGAAAAAGAUUAAAAAACAGAAAGGAUUACAUGAAAAAAUAAUCAUUCCUAGACUCAAUCAGGCUACUGUUAAUGAUUUAAAUGUGGAAUCAGUGUUGAAAAUAUUAAUGCAGAUUUUAUAUGAAGCUGCUUUACCAGAAGAUAAUAAUCAACUGUAUCUUGGUUCUUGGGGUAGAGCUGAAGUGGUUCAUUAUGCCCUAUCAUUCCUUGUAUCAUUAGCCUAUUCUUGUGACGAAGUACAUUGUUUAUUAUGUUCAUCACCAACAUUUACUGCCUGGUUAAAACGUUUAACAUUGGAGGCUCCUGAGCCAUAUGUUCGUAAAGAAGCAUGUAUGGGAUUAUAUAGAUUAUGUUUAGGGAAGACAAUAGAUGAUAAAUCUGGCUAUAAUUUUAUUCUACCAAUAUUAUCUAACUUAUUAGACUUCCUAGCUGAUGCUUUACAAUUUAAACCACAGAAAUCACACGAGUUUGAAAGUCAGAAAGAUAAAGAACCAUAUGGACCAGGAUGUCGAGAUUAUUUUUUUCUUGUAUGUAGAUUUGUAGAUAGUAUUUCUAAAGAGGAUGCUAAACGAGAGGAUGGUCCAAUAGAUUUAAAUGAUCUAGCUAUAACAGUCAGUGAAUAUAUUAAUCAAAGAUGUAUUUAUGAAUCAAGAUCAGGAAUUGAAGAAGAUGAUGGAUUAGUAGGAUUAAUUAAUCUGUGUACAGCUAUAAUUAAACAUGAUCCACCAUUUAAACAUUCUAGUCAGGGACAGCAAUUAUUAGAUGAAAUAUUCAAUGAUUUAUUCUCAUUACCAUCUCCUGCUCACCGUGGUUUACCUAAAUGUAAGAGUCAGUCAUCACGGUCAGCAGCCUAUGAUUUAAUAGUAGAAUUAGUAAAGGGCAGUGUUGAUAAUUAUAAAGUUUUACAUGCUGAAAUGAUGAUUCAACAUAGUAAAGAUUCUCAUGCCCCAUAUCCAUGGGAUUAUUGGCCUCAUGAAGAUGGUAGAUCUAAAUGUGGCUAUGUUGGGUUAACUAAUUUAGGAGCAACAUGCUAUAUGGCUACAUGUAUGCAGCAUCUUUAUAUGAUACCACAAGCUAGAGAAUCUAUAUUGAAGGCUAAGUGUACUGGUAAUACUCAACAUGAAGGGACACUGAUAGAACUACAGAAAAUGUUUGCCUAUCUUCAGGAAAGUGAAAGAAAAGCAUAUAAUCCUAAGAGUUUUUGUAAAGCUUACACCAUGGAUAAACAACCAUUAAAUACUGGUGAACAGAAAGAUAUGACAGAAUUUUUCACUGAUUUAAUAUCUAAAUUAGAAGAAAUGUCCUCUGAUAUGAGAAUAUUAGUGAAGACAUUAUUUGGUGGAGUUUUAACAAAUAAUGUUGUCUCUUUAGACUGUCCACACGUGAGUCGAACAUUUGAAGAGUUUUAUACUGUAAGAUGUCAAGUAACUGAUAUGAAAGAUUUAUAUGAAUCAUUAGAUGAAGUAACAGUAAAAGAUAUGUUAGAAGGUGAUAAUAUGUAUACUUGUUCUAAAUGUAUGAAGAAAGUUCGUGCAGAAAAACGAGCUUGUUUCCGUAAAUUACCCAGGAUUCUAUGUUUUAAUACUAUGAGAUAUACAUUCAAUAUGAUCACCAUGAUGAAAGAAAAAGUCAACACCCUGUUCUCAUUUCCACUAAAACUAGACAUGUCACCUUAUAUGGAGUCUAAUUUAAUGGCGGCAGAUAGAAUGAAAGAUUCCCAUGAUUAUGAUGAAGGUUUAGAUUGUGAAGAGUUCUCUAAUACUGAAGAUAUCAGCUGUGAAUAUGAAUUAAUAGGUGUAACAGUACAUACUGGUACUGCUGAUGGUGGACAUUAUUAUAGUUUUAUUAGAGACAGACUGAAUAAAACAGAUAAUGGUCAAGAUAAAUGGUUUCUAUUCAAUGAUGCUGAAGUUAAACCAUGGGAUCCAUCACAAAUAGCUAGUGAAUGUUUUGGUGGAGAAAUGACAAGUAAAACCUAUGAUUCAGUCACAGAUAAAUUUAUGGAUUUUUCUUUUGAAAAGACAAAUAGUGCCUAUAUGUUAUUCUAUGAAAGUUGUCCCCCAAAGAAAAAUGAAGAUACAACUGUAGCUAAAGUAGAUGAACCAGUUAAAUAUAAUUUUGAAUUAUCACAUGAACUUAGUCAGUGGAUUUGGCAAGAUAAUACUCAAUUUCUUCAAGAUAAAAACCUUUUUGAACACAAUUAUUUUGGGUUUAUGUGGCAGAUAUGUGGUUAUAUACCAACUACAUUAAAAGAUGAAAACAAUGAAGUAGGAUUGAAAGCAGCUCAACUUAGUUUAUCAUUUGUACUAGAAACUAUGAUACAUUCCAAAGAAAAGCCAACCAUGAUACAGUGGAUAGAAUUAUUAACCAAAAAACAGUUUAAUGCUUGUCCACAAGCCUGUGAG
Lottia gigantea (owl limpet) is the source of this 7314-nucleotide messenger RNA. RefSeq lists its product as hypothetical. The transcript is spliced from 53 exons. The record is from RefSeq and is a predicted model, not a curated record. Lineage: Eukaryota; Metazoa; Mollusca; Gastropoda; Lottiidae. Gene Ontology annotation, biological process: protein deubiquitination. Gene Ontology annotation, molecular function: cysteine-type deubiquitinase activity; cysteine-type endopeptidase activity. Gene Ontology annotation, cellular component: nucleus; cytosol. The annotation marks the transcript as partial.